Molecule: messenger RNA, 2466 nt
Organism: Anthonomus grandis grandis
Lineage: Eukaryota; Metazoa; Arthropoda; Insecta; Coleoptera; Curculionidae
Product: heart- and neural crest derivatives-expressed protein 2-like
Exons: 5
Coding region: 128-847 (239 amino acids)
Biological process (GO): developmental process; regulation of transcription by RNA polymerase II
Molecular function (GO): protein dimerization activity; RNA polymerase II transcription regulatory region sequence-specific DNA binding; DNA-binding transcription factor activity, RNA polymerase II-specific
Source: RefSeq, a predicted model, not a curated record
UUUCUUUAGUCCGUUGCUUUGUUAUAUCGGGGGAUAUUUCUGAGUUUGUAAUUUUUUUUCAUACGGGGUGUUUCGUAUACGUUUUUUGCGAAAUUUUAUUCAGUUAGUGACAAACGGAUUUAUUAUCAUGUCGUACUCUAACUCACCGUCAAAUCGUCAGGAUAAAGUGUUUCAGUAUAGUUAUCCUCAUAGUUACCAUUAUAUAUCAGAUGGAAGCACUAUAGGUGGAGAGGAAUCAAAUUUCUGGCCAAAUAGUCCAAGGUCAGAAUGUGCCUCACCAAGUAAUAUUUUACAUCCAAAAGAUUCACUUAAUGGCACUUAUCUCUAUCCAAAUGGAGGAUGUUCACUGCAAAGCCAUCAAUCGCCUUAUCGCAACACAUUAACUUUGGAAACCGAGCUAGGAACACCUUUCGUAAGAGUCGUUAAAAGGCGAACGACGGCAAACAAAAAGGAAAGACGAAGAACCCAAAGCAUAAACAACGCUUACCAUGAUUUAAGAUCCUGUAUUCCCAACGUGCCAGAUGACACAAAACUAUCAAAGAUAAAAACGUUACGACUAGCGACAUCUUACAUCAGCUAUUUGACCAGAGCCUUAGAAACUGAUGAUACUCCCGGAAACUUUAAGGCGGAACUAGGAACACUUUCCAAAAAAUCAAACAAGAACUACAGUAGCUGUUGCAAUCUGAAGAGUAGCUCUAGUAAUAGUUCCAGUUUUACGCCUAGUAUCUACGAUUCUCCUAAAAGUGACAGUUCUGGUGAAAUGUCAAACACUAGGAAAGCAAAAGGACGGACAGGCUGGCCUCAACAUGUUUGGGCCUUAGAACUAAAACAAGAACAAGCCCUUUAAUUAAGAGAAUUUUUUGAUACAUAGUUUGGUAAGAUACUUUAAUUACCAGGGAAGGGAAGUCGUUCCCAAACGGUUGCAAUAUCAAAUAAAUACAUAAUAUUUAUUAAAUUAAUAUGUGAUUAGUAAAUUAGUACUACCCAAGGAAUAUUUAGGGGUUGCACUUGGAUGGAAUUAAACCAAAACCAACGAUGGUGUUUGCAGUCAAACAACGACAGAUUGUUAAGACCGAACUCCAAAAAUUAAUUGAAAAUAUAAAUCAAUACAAUUUUAUAGAUCUCAUCAUGUCAUAUUUACAACAUCGAAAUAAGUCAAUAUAGAAGACACUCUUUAACAUUCUUGUUAUGUCCAAAUACUCCUUGGGUCUUAAGUAGUACUUUAUUGGAAAAACAAUAUUAGCUAUUCUGCCAUAUGAUGAUUGCAUUAUAUACUCAUUGUUGCAUAGCAGCAAAGGGCUGAAUUGAAAGGGUUUUAACAACAGUUUUUCUUUCCUCUUAAUUUAUAUAAUAAUAUUUAAAUUUCAAAUACUUACUGGAACUUUGAAAAAAAACUAAGAUAGCCAAAAAACCAUCAACUCUUUUUAAUGUAGUUCUGAUUUGUUUUAUUUUAUGUACUGUACCCAUGUCUGUCUGACAUAUUAUAUUUGUCAUAAGUGUACCUUGUCAAACUUGCCAUGCGCAAAAAAAUGCACAAAAUACAAUAAUUAACUAUAAACAAUCUAAUGAACUUUUAAUUAACAAUAAAGAAUAAUUAAAACUUAAUUCGCACUUUCUCACGCUUUCUCAAGUAUAAUAAGUUAGACAAAGAUGUUAUCUUUUUACAUUAAUCGUAAUUUUUUUUCACUUUUUUUUUAUGCGUGUUUAUGGACCCAAUAGUAAACAAAAUCAAAAUUCAUAAAACCAGGACCGCUCUAAAAAGAAAGACUUUGAUGAUAUAUAUGGUCGCUAGAAAACCAAACAUCAGAUUAGUUUUUCCUGGUUGAUCUUGAAAUUAAAAUUUUAAGAAAAAUUCAUUUUUUGGCCCUGUAUUUCUUACGGUACAAUGUGCAUACCUCUGCGCAUUAAAGUCUUAUAUUAAGCAUAUUAGUAUAAAGGUACAUAGCAGGAAGUCAAUUUGUAUCCAAAAGUAAACGUUAUAAGACAAUUUAGUUUGUUUGUAACUUCCUUAAUAUACAGGGCCGGACUUAGGGUUAAAGUCUCUUGAACAUAUAAAAUUAAAUACUGGAAGACUUCAGGAUUAGUCUCUAGGACGCGAAUUAGUUUAAAUGCUAUUAUUUAUUACUUCAUAUUCUUAUAAAAAAAAAUUAAUGUGAAAUAACAUGUUAUAUACUAAGAACUUUUUCUACUGUAUCCUGGCUAAGUUCGGUUCUGUAUCAAAAUGUAAAUAUUGUAUCUGGAUGAGCUGAACAUCACCAGAUGGCCCCUUAAUGUAUAUAUAUUAAAUUUACUCACCUCUGUCUAAAAAGUCUUAUUUGUAAACAUACUAUACAUGUAGUAGUUACAGUGGUUUAUAAUUAGAUGUGUAUAUUAUGUGAGCUUUGCUCCUGAAUUUUUAAUUUAAAAUCUACUUUUAAUUAAUUCGAUAUUAUGUACUUAGUUAAAUAAAUACGUUAUUAAAAUAAA